AUGUCCAUCGCCAAGACAGUCCUUCACAAGUUUGUUGGCUACCUGGAGGCGCAGGCCUCGGAGCUGAUCUGGAAACCUCGGUGCUCCGCGACGAUCGCAUGGGAACAGACCCAGGGUAUCUCUGCCAAGAACAAGACAUCCAAGUACACAGGCCCCCGAGCGACCAAGGACACACGCGCUGCUGACGAGCGGUUGUUGGAGAGUUUGUUUAGGAAGGAGGAGGUUGUCAAAUGA
This is a messenger RNA of Linnemannia hyalina, 234 nucleotides long. Lineage: Eukaryota; Fungi; Mortierellomycota; Mortierellomycetes; Mortierellales; Mortierellaceae. The record is from the annotation of a GenBank genome assembly.